CUUUCGUCUCCCUGUAAUAUAAAAACACCACGCAUCGCCGAGACCAUCGAAACGGUGCGGUUACGAUGGCGGGCGUAUCGCUCCAAUGCGGCGACUGCGGCUUGUUAUUGAAAUCAGUAGAAGAAGCUCAGGAACACGCCGAGCUCACUAAUCACUCUAAUUUCUCUGAAUCCACUGAAGCAGUGCUCAAUCUCGUCUGCGCUGCUUGCGGCAAGCCUUGCCGCUCUAAAACUGAGAGUGAUUUGCAUACAAAGAGGACUGGACAUGAUGAGUUUGUGGAUAAGACAUUGGAGGCUGCCAAGCCGAUAGCUUUAGAGGCUUCAAAGAAGUCGGAUGUGGAUAUGGUGGAUGCCGGUGAUGCCUCUGCUAGUGGUGAACAAACUGAAGAAAUGGUUGUUCCGGAAGUCAAUCAGGAAUUUCUUGAGAAUCUUGAGUUGAUGGGGUUUCCAAAAGCAAGGGCAACUCGUGCACUUCAUUACUCUGGCAACACUAGCCUCGAAGCAGCUACUGAGUGGAUAGUUGAACAUGAGGAUGACUCCAACAUAGAUGAGAUGCCAUUGGUGCCUGUCAGCAGCAAAUCUGAAGCUUCUAAGCCUUCUCUGACUCCUGAGGAAAUAAGAAUAAAAGCGCAAGAACUGAAGGAGAGAGCUCGCAAAAAGAAGGAAGAGGAAGAGAAGAGAAUGGAAAGAGAGCGAGAGAAGGAGAGAAUCAGAGUAGGUAAGGAACUCCUUGAAGCAAAGAGAAUUGAGGAAGAUAAUGAAAGAAAACGCAUAAUGGCACUGCGGAAAGCAGAGAAAGAAGAAGAGAAAAGGGCUAGAGAAAAGAUUCGACAAAAACUAGAGGAAGACAAGGCUGAAAGAAGACGCAAGCUUGGAUUACCACCAGAAGAUCCUAAACCUUCAAAGCCUGCUGCACCUGUGGAGGAGAAGAAGACCAUGUUGCCCAUUAGGCCUGCUACGAAGGCAGAACAAAUGAGAGAGUGCUUAAGAUCUCUCAAACAGGCCCACAAGGAUAACGAUGCACAAGUAAAGACUGCAUUCAAUACUCUUUUGACUUAUGUUAAAAAUGUUGCUACAAAGCCUGAUGAGGAGAAAUUUCGAAAAAUCAGGCUGAGUAAUGCAACCUUCCAGGAAAGAGUUGGCAAAUUGGUGGGAGGCAUCAAUUUUCUUGAGCUAUGCGGGUUUGAGAAGAUUGAUAAUGGUGAGUUUUUGUUCCUACCUCGGGACAAAAUUGACAUUCCAGUGCUCCAUACAGCUGGAAAUGAGUUAAACAGUGCAAUAGUCAAUCCCUUCUUUGGAGUCCUCUGAAUUAUUUAGCCUACAGUUUUAUAAUUUAAAAGGAUUUUCAUUAUAAUCUCUUAAAGUACUAACAGAGUGACAGUUUUCUAUCUUUUUCGUUUGUAUUGUGAGAUAACUCAGUAUAACGCAUCAAAUUUUUUCCAACAUUCAUGCAGUGUGUUAAGUUCA
Molecule: messenger RNA, 1466 nt
Organism: Daucus carota subsp. sativus
Lineage: Eukaryota; Viridiplantae; Streptophyta; Magnoliopsida; Apiales; Apiaceae
Exons: 12
Coding region: 66-1307 (413 amino acids)
Molecular function (GO): protein binding
Source: RefSeq, a predicted model, not a curated record